AUGAGUCGGCCAUCUAGGGACAGAGAUACGAAGAAACCACAACAUGACUCGAAACACAAGACAUCGGACUAUUUACAAAAACUAGAGUUUGAGCUACAAAUCCAGAGUGAGAGAGAACGUCGUCAGAAAGCAGAGCUACGGACGAGCGAGCAUGUUCAGAAUUACAGCGAGUUACACGAGAUAUGCGCUGAGUAUGAGACAAAAAUUGCAGAGACAGAAGCCUGGGCCAAACAAAGAGAGAUCGAAGCUGGAAAGUUGCGACAAACGCUCAGUGAGGAAACCAAACGAGCAGAUACAAACGAUUGGUAUAUUCAGCAGGCCGAGGAUGCGAUCUUGAAGCUUGAAAAAGCUGCUCUGACGCAGCGCGAGAGAGCUAGUGAUGUGGUAAAAGAACUUCAACUCCGAAUCCACUAUGGAGAAGAAAAGACUAAAGAGCUGAGGGAGUUGAUGGAAGAAGUCUCGACGGAGGUGUACAAAUACAAGAACCAGACUGCCAAGGAAGACAACAACUGGAUUGACUUCUACGAUCGAUUACUCAAUUAUGCAGAGCUGUUUGAGCAGAAGCGAGAACAGAUCUUGUUGAUAACCCAGAGAAUGCAAGCUAUGAUAGGACUCUCUGAAGAAGCCAUACAAAAACGGGCUCGCUUGUUGCAGAACGAAGAAGUUGAGCUUGAUGUUCGACGUUCAGCAGAAGAUGCGCAAAUCAGAAGGAGGAAGACAGUGAAUGAUCAAGGGUUAGUAGUAAGCCGUGUGACUGAAAGCCAAAAGAAGAAGACCCUGGCAGUGAAGGAGAGGGAGAAAAGAGAAAACGAGGAGAGGGCGCGAGUAAAGCUUUGGAAAGAGUCUAGAGAUACCUGCACCUUUUGGACUGACGAUGAUAGGUUCUGUUCUUCUCCAGAUUCAUUCAACGCCACGAUCGAGUCUGCCUACGACUUCCAACUUCCUGACCCAGCCAGGCAGCUACCAGCAAGGAUGUCACACGCCUUCGACGUAUCAUGGGCCUCGGAGCGCAUGGAUGGGGUGUUUUGCCCUCCUUGGCCUGAUUUUAGCCCUCCAAUUAGCCAAAUGGCGUCCCUCGACCUGUCUGACAGCGACACAGACAUUUUGACCGUGUCUGAUGCGGCUGAAGUGCCGCAGUUCACCAUCACCGCCCGACCACAGAUGAUUCAACGGAAGCGUGUGCGGUUCGCAGUCCCAGAUGUGACCGGCCUAGGUGGUAGGAACGAGAUUGAACGGCCAUCGCUGCCAAAGCGAAGCAAGUCAGUCCCAGAUUUCCACUCCCUCCAUGGCUUGGACUUGCCCGGCUCGAACUCGUCAAUACAUACGGCCAGACACCCGUCCCUCCAUCAAAGAUCGGGGAAGCCGGCGAUCCGCAGAUACCCUUCCCGUGCGGCGAUUGAGGUCGAGUCCCAGUACCGUUCCUCAAUUCACAGUGGAGGAACACGAGAGGAGCCGCUUCAACUAACGUCCGCUCCACAAAUCGAGUACUCCCGGCCAUCGGAGCUUCCCCUGCCACAGGAGGCCAUCCCGCCGACGGAGCCCUCCUCAACACGACUUCCCUCCCAGCCGCUACAACAAUUAAUCAGCCAUCAGUACUUGGAAGCUUCAUCUUCUCACUCAGCCAGAUCACAGGAUCAGUUGGUGGCGGGCCUACCUCCUCGUACUACCAGUCUUGUCCAGCGACGGCGAGGGGUGGGAAUGCCAGGCAAACGGGAUACGAGGAAGAAGUGUUCAUCGAAUUCAGGCCGAAUGGAGAAAGUCAGGUGGAGGCGCAGAAAGAAGGUGCCGAAGUCUUCGACUUUGCCAAUGCCGAUGCCCGGGAUGUGGCCCAGCGAAGUCCCACUGAACAACGAAUCCGAUACGACUAAACCUCGUCUAAUUGGGCACGUGUUUGAAUCGUUCGGGGGCGGCUGCACCGAGUCAUUCAUAGAAGGCGUUUUCAGUUGGUCGGUGGACUGA
Molecule: messenger RNA, 1959 nt
Organism: Penicillium longicatenatum
Lineage: Eukaryota; Fungi; Ascomycota; Eurotiomycetes; Eurotiales; Aspergillaceae
Exons: 1
Coding region: 1-1959 (652 amino acids)
Source: RefSeq, a predicted model, not a curated record